Homalodisca vitripennis (glassy-winged sharpshooter) is the source of this 2023-nucleotide messenger RNA. It is a transcript of the gene fzy, whose product is annotated as cell division cycle protein 20 homolog. Lineage: Eukaryota; Metazoa; Arthropoda; Insecta; Hemiptera; Cicadellidae. The transcript has 11 exons. Gene Ontology annotation, biological process: positive regulation of anaphase-promoting complex-dependent catabolic process; positive regulation of ubiquitin protein ligase activity; anaphase-promoting complex-dependent catabolic process. Gene Ontology annotation, molecular function: ubiquitin ligase activator activity; protein binding; anaphase-promoting complex binding. The record is from RefSeq and is a predicted model, not a curated record. Bases 313 to 1881 code for a protein of 522 amino acids. Gene Ontology annotation, cellular component: anaphase-promoting complex.
GCUGUCUCACUUCUGAAUUCAACGGCUCAACCAAGAAUUUGAAUUGAAUUGGUGCAGUUUGAAGAAAAGCUUAUUUAGUCAAGAAAACCGUUAAUACUUUUAAUGAUUUCUUAUAAUACCUCCAAUUAUAGUAAACAUAUGGUGUGGAUAUUGUGAUUAAUUGAUAUUGAGCUUAAUAAUUUAAUUGUGUCAUUAAACUUUCUGAAGUGUACAGUAGCUAUCAAAAACUGUAUAUUUUCGAAUGUGGUUUUUAAUAUAAAAGGUUUUCAUCUGUAGAUUUCUCACUACAAUUGACCAUAGCUCACUCUUGAAAUGGCCCAGUUUUCCUUCUUCAAUGAUCUCAACAGUGCAGUCAGAAUGGACGACCCUAUUACCAAAGGACCUGUCCCUAGGUGGCAAAAGAAGGGCCUAGAAACCAGUUCUAGCGGCAUGAAUAUAAGUUUAAAUGCUUCAAAAUCCAUGUUUGGAACAUCGGUCAAUACCAGCACUUCAAAAACUCCAAAGAAACAUGGAAGCUCAGAACUAGCACAUCAGAAAAAAACACCAUCCAAGACACCAUCGAAAACACCAAGAAAAUCACCACGUUCAACUGCUGGUACUCCUAGUGGAGGUGACAGGUUCAUCCCUUUACGUUCAGCUUCCAAUUUUGAUAUCUGUCAUUUCCAGAUGAUGCAGCAACAGAAUGACCCAGCACUGAGUCCUACUCAGAUGGAGAUGCAAAAAGCAAUGUCUGAAAAUCUCCAUGGAAGAGACAUAUCAAACACUAGAGUUCUGGCAUUCCAGAAAAAAGCACCAGCUCCGCCUGAGGGAUACACAAACCCUCUUAAAGUGGUGUACAGUCAGUCGAAAACGCCUAUGUCAUCCAAAGGAGCCACAAGGUACAUACCCCAGGCGCCUGACAGAAUUCUGGAUGCUCCCGAAAUUGUGGAUGACUACUACCUUAACCUCAUAGACUGGAGCGCAAACAACGUGUUGGCUGUAGCUCUGGGGAGCAGUGUGUACUUGUGGAACGCCACCACCGGCAACAUAGAUCAGCUGAUGGAGUUAGAGGGCACUGACUAUGUAUGCUCCCUUAGCUGGAUACAAGAGGGUAACAUGCUGGCCGUGGGCACUUUUCAGGGCCCAGUGCAGCUAUGGGACGUUACUGCAUCCAAACGACUGCGGAUCAUGUCAGGCCACACAACGCGCGUUGGCUCGCUCUCAUGGAACUCUUACAUCCUUAGUAGUGGUGCGCGCAGUGGCCAGGUCAUACAUCACGAUGUGCGUCAACGCGAACAUGCCAUCUCCACAAUCAAUGCCCACUCACAAGAGGUAUGUGGUUUGAAAUGGUCCCCAGACGGUAAAUAUUUGGCGAGCGGAGGCAAUGAUAAUAUGGUCAACGUUUGGGCUCAAGUACCCGGACAAGUGUACUCCCAACCUCAAGCACUGUACUCCUUCAGCGCUCACCAGGCCGCAGUGAAGGCAGUGGCCUGGUGUCCAUGGCAGCCCAGUGUGCUGGCCUCAGGUGGAGGCACCGCAGACAGACACAUCCGCUUCUGGAACUGCAGCACCGGCACAUUGCUCAACUCAAUCGACACCAAGUCUCAGGUGUGUGCUUUGCUAUGGUCAACCCACUACAAAGAAAUUGUCUCUGGUCAUGGAUAUGCCAACAACCAAUUAAUAAUAUGGAAAUAUCCUUCCCUAACAAAGACAGCUGAGCUGACAGGCCACACAGCUCGAGUUCUGCACCUGGCCAUGUCACCUGAUGGCACCACCGUUCUGUCCGCUGGCGCAGACGAGACCUUGCGCCUCUGGAAGUGUUUCAUGACCGACCCAGCCAAGAAGAAGGAACCAGCGGAGUCUAAGUCAGUCGUCAGUAUCCUCAAGAAGAGCAUUCGUUAAACCUUGUAUGACUUGCUAUUUAUUUAUUGUAUGACUAUACUGUCUUUGAUGUGAUUUUUGACUACUCAUAUAUUCAUAUUUUGUAACUAUGGCUGAUACAUUUUUUAAUUUUGAAUAAAAUACUGUAUAUAAUACUGUGAAA